GCGAGGGAGAUGCGGCGCCCAGGAGCGGGCUCGGGCCGGGCUCUCCUGGCGGGCUGAUGGGCGUGUUUUGAACUCCGGGAACGGUCUGGGGCGGCUGUGAGCGUCGUGGAGCGAGUCGGAAGCACCAUGAAUACUUCGGUUCUCGGCCCCCGGGGAAAUAUAUCCGGUCACCUGAAUUUUUCGGAGAAGAGCUCGCAGAUCUUGCAGUUUGAGGAUGAGGACUGCCGUGUGCCUUUGGCCAUGGUCUUCACUUUGGCCUUGGCUUACGGGACUGUGAUAAUUCUGGGAGUCUCCGGGAAUCUGGCCUUGAUUGUUAUUAUUCUGAAACAAAAGGAGAUGCGCAAUGUUACCAACAUCCUCAUUGUCAACCUGUCCUUUUCUGAUCUUCUAGUGACCAUCAUGUGUCUUCCCUUUACCUUUGUGUACACUUUAAUGGACCACUGGAUUUUUGGGGAGGCCAUGUGCAAAUUGAAUCCUUUCGUGCAAUGUGCCUCAAUCACCGUCUCGGUCUUUUCUUUAGUCCUCAUUGCUAUCGAACGCCAUCAGCUGAUCAUCAAUCCCCGUGGCUGGAGGCCGAACAACAGACAUGCCUACAUGGGGAUUGCUGCCAUAUGGAUUUUAGCCACAGCUUCCUCUUUGCCUUUCCUGAUCUACCACGUAUUAACGGAUGAACCCUUCAGAAACAUAACAUUUGAUGAAUAUAAGGACAAAUAUGUGUGCUUGGACCUGUUCCCCUUGGACACUGCCAGGCUUUCUUACACCACGACACUUUUGGUGAUCCAGUACUUUGGACCGCUUUGUUUUAUAUUUAUUUGCUACUUGAAGAUAUACAUACGAUUAAAAAAAAGGAACAACAUGAUGGACAAGAUGAGAGACAGUAAGUACAGAUCCUCUGAAACCAAAAGGAUCAACAUCAUGCUGAUCUCAAUAGUGGUCGCAUUUGCAGUUUGCUGGCUGCCUCUCACCAUCUUCAAUAUCGUGUUUGACUGGAAUCACGAAAUUCUGCCAGUCACUACCUGCAGCCACAACCUGUUGUUCCUGAUUUGCCACCUCACUGCCAUGAUCUCUACCUGUGUGAACCCCAUCUUCUAUGGGUUUCUCAACAAGAACUUCCAAAGGGACCUGCAGUUUUUAUUUCAUUUUUGUCAUUUCCGCUCCCGUGAGGAGGAUUAUGAGACUAUAGCCAUGUCCACCAUGCACACAGAUGUUUCAAAAACCUCUCUAAAGCAGGCAAGCCCAGUCGCAUUUAAAAAAAUAAAUAGCGAUGAUGAUGACAAAAUCUAAAGAAGUAAUAACAAUUCUGCACCAAACUGCUGGAAGUGUGAUUGCAGGUGAAACAUGUCCAGGGACAAGCACAGUUAUGUAACAAGUACAAAAUGGGUAAUGUUUUUCUUCUUUUUCCAAGGAACUUUGAUUGUUGUCACUUUGAAAUUAUACGCUGUGCAUUUUUGCCCCUUUUACUGCUUUAAUGUUCGCAGCAGUUAUAUCUGAAUCUUAUUAUAAGACAUAGUCGGACCUGCUACUACCUAUGGUUUUCAUCAACUGUCUUUUGUUCUGUUUUCGUUGUACACUUGUGUGCUUUAGCACAAAGGUAUAUUUAUUGAUUUUUUUCAAAGAAGUAGUUUUCAGGAGUGUCCAUCUAAGACCAUUAGAAACAAUAUGAACCACAGGGAGGCUGUCACUACAGAAGACACCCAUCCCAGCAUAAAAUUAGGACAUUCUGAUUUGAAGAGUUCUUCUUCUUUUUUAAUCCAGCUUUUGAUCGAUGUUAAAAUCCUGUAAAAUCAGUGUAGGCAUGCAGAAAAUGAUUCUGUGAAACCUGUAGAAUUUGUUAAAUGGGGACAUGAAGUUGUCUCAUUCAUAGAGGCAAUUCAGGCUGUAAUCACUUAGGUUCAAAGACAGGAUUAAGAGAGAAAUUCUGUUCUCAUUUACGAGAAUAAAACCCUACAGUAAUUCCACAGAGCACAAUGGGAUAACUGUGAUGUUUCACCACAGCAAAUGAAGGCACAAAUGGGCCUUCAGUCCCAACUGAUUUUAAUAAUACAGGCUUUUUAAUUUAAAAAACCCAAACCCCAUUUUCAUCUGCCAUCACUGACAGGAGUUAGUGUUGCUGGGAUGAAAUGUACUGUCUGUCCUGAACUGUGUGAAUUCUCCUUGAGACCUAUGUCCAGAAUCCAAAGGGAGGUGAGACUCUUCACUGUCUGAACAUUCAAUUCCAUCCUUGCAGGUGACAGUGAAAAUCAGGUCUGGUAUUAAAAAAAUAAGCUUUAGCUACCUGAGUCUUUUCAUAAUAAUUAGUGCUGAUCUAUAUAAAUUAUAGCCUCAUAAUAUUCUGUGUUCAGAUACAAUGGUAUAAGCAUGGAUUAUCUCCAAGACAAUGGAGGGUAUGGAUAUAGUUUGGCUGUAAUUGUUAUGUUUAGCUUGCAAACUCACAGUUUCCACAGUUGGUUGAAGUGCAGAAAUAUUUGCCAAAUAUAUACGAUAGAGCUCUGUGUGUUAUUGCUUAAAAUAUAUAUCCUCUAAUUAGACAAAAUAUACAUGACUAGAUCUCCAGCUGAGGGAAACCCACAUAACGACUGCUGUAAAUGAAACUACAACAAUAUGAGCCAGCUGAGGUUGUGUCAUACAGUGUACUUUGCUGUAUAAUCAAUGCCUUUUUGAAUAAUCAGCUUUUUAAAGUCCAGUAUAGACCCUACUUUCUUUUAGCAAGGUCACUUUAAACCAUUCUGGCAGAGAAAAGGGUCUUUAAAAUGGAUAUAAAUGUAAAUGUAGCGUAAAUGGAAAUCUGAUCUGAUAUCUUUCUGAGCAAAAAGAUCUCAGGAUGUGAUGGUGAAUUUAAUAUGUCCUAAAUUUGACAUGGAUAAAUGCCUAAGAAUUGAAAAUUAUUUGGUUUGCCAGUAUUUAAAAGUCAAAAACUGUGCCUUGUGCUGUCUUAUAAAUAGUGUAGAAUAUUAAAGUAGCAAUGUGCUCUUGUGCAUAGUAAUUCCACAUAUUUCUCUACUGGCAGAUAAUUUAAUGAAAAAGGAGGUUUCUGUGGUUGAGAACAGAGAAGGAAAGUAGAAAAUGAAUGUUAAGACAUAACUUUCUUUCAGAGCUUUGCCCUUUUGUAUUUUAUGAGAUUUCCCUUUUCUUUGUGGUUCUCUAUGGAGAGUGUUGCUAAUAAUUUGACAAGAGUCUCCUGAAAUUAUUCCUCUAUCACUUUACAAUAAUUUUCAUAGGCUAAGUGUUGUGUAUUUUCACAAAGAGAUAUAAUGUAGAAAUGCAGCCAUGUUUUUCUAUUAAGAAUGUGACAGUAGGUUUUUCCCACUUGAAAAAAAAUGCAGUGAAUUUUAUGUUUUUUCCCAUUCUUGAAAAAAAAAACAAAAAACCCAAACCCCAAACUUUUUUGCAAUCUAGUGGAAGAAGAAAAUGGAAUUAUUUGAGAAAGUUUCCAGUUAGUUUGCUGGAAAUUUUUGAUGGCGCGUUUAUACAGAGUAGGUGUUGGAGCAACAUUCGAGGAACCUGCUGGUGCAGAGACCUAAAACUGGCGUGUCCUAAGAUUCGGAGGUCUCCAGUGGGAUAGCAACAUAAUUCCUCCUAUGUCAACCUUUCUCCUGCUUGAGGUACGGUCUCAUAUCAUACAGCCCAUCUGAUACCGUCUCAUACUGUCUCCUGAGAAUGCGUGUCAGGUGUUUUUUGCCUACCAAUGCCUGAUAAACAAGGUGAAGUGUAAGUAGGAGCAUUCCUUUGGCUUUUCCAUGUUAAGUGCAGGAGCCAUUUUUCCACUGCACUGCUGUCCUAGGACCAGGCUUCUCUUAUAUGUUUCCUCACUUCCCUGCAAGAAGCCUUUCUGAGCCUCUGCUAAGGACGCAGGCUAGCACAUCAUCAUAAAAAUAGCACAGGGGAUGCUGCCUGAAAUGAGAGUGGAAAUGAACACAGUGUAAAGAAUGUUCAGCAGGAAAAUCCAUCUGGAGAAUUUCAGAAGCAAAUUCAUUGCUCUUCUGAAGAAUUUGUUAUGAGGACAAAGACAAAAGUCUCUCCGAGGUGCUGACCUGACAUCUGCAGGGCGUAGAUGACAUCUACUGAGAAUAGAAUUUUUGUCUUUGGUUUCGUGACUUCACACUGGAGUCCUCAAAAGCCGCUGGAGACUUUGCGCUCCUGACACCUGGCUACAGCACUAAUCUUCUUUUUCACUUUCAGAGCUCCAGCAUGGCUUCUCAUCCUCUAUAUGCUAAAUUUCUUUACAGGGUAAGCUGUCAGGUUUCAUGUUUCUCUGUCAUUUCUCAGUCAUUCUGGUUUGAUAUGUGUUCCUCCUAUGUGCUGUUUUGUCAAACUUCCCACACUUCAGCACAUGCUGAUUGCUAUCUCAAAAGCCUGAAGAUCCUUCUUAUUCUUUCAGACUGGUAGAAAAGUUUUACUAACAGAAAAAUGGAAACAGUGAGGGAUCUAUAAUGUAUCUUACUAUUUACAUGCAAUACAUUUCAUGUAAAAUCUACAGCCUUAAAUGACAAAUGUAACUAUUUAAUAGCCUUAAAUGACAAAUGUAACUAUAUAAUAAACAUUAAUAUCUGCUUCA
Messenger RNA from Harpia harpyja (harpy eagle), 4555 nucleotides. RefSeq names its product neuropeptide Y receptor Y1 (gene NPY1R). Bases 127 to 1284 code for a protein of 385 amino acids. Gene Ontology annotation, biological process: G protein-coupled receptor signaling pathway. Lineage: Eukaryota; Metazoa; Chordata; Aves; Accipitriformes; Accipitridae. The record is from RefSeq and is a predicted model, not a curated record. Gene Ontology annotation, cellular component: neuron projection; plasma membrane. Gene Ontology annotation, molecular function: neuropeptide Y receptor activity; neuropeptide binding. The transcript has 2 exons.